Molecule: messenger RNA, 1548 nt
Organism: Purpureocillium lilacinum
Lineage: Eukaryota; Fungi; Ascomycota; Sordariomycetes; Hypocreales; Ophiocordycipitaceae
Molecular function (GO): 2-oxoglutarate-dependent dioxygenase activity
Source: RefSeq, a predicted model, not a curated record
AUGGAGUCAGCUUAUGAGCAGCUUCUGGCGCGAUAUACUGAUGCAACCGACACCAUUGCGCAGUCGCAUUCAUCAAAUCACCUAAAACGGACUGCGGCCCCUCACCACGAAAGCCAUGGCUCACAAGGAAGCCAUCGCCAAGAUGCGUCUGGAGCAGAUCCAGAGGCGACGGCUACGAAGCAGCUCCUCGUGAGGCAGGCCAGGCUCUUGACUCGAAUUUGCAAAGUCAGGCGCGGAGGCGACAAUGGUGGUGACGCCAAUGAAGUGGACAGCGACCUACUUCGCCGGCGACUCGAUGACAUCGCAUCUAUGGCGAUGGCCAAGUUUUAUGCCUACCGUUACGACCGCGUGCCGUACUACUGGCGGGAACUAUAUACGGAUGCGCUGGUGCUCAUGACCCUCCGCCUCGUUGUGCCCUCGCUCUGCGACCACCGCCGCAUCACCGACGGAGCCAUGGAUGAGGUCGUCGAGCUGCUCGACCGCGCACUCAUCACCACCGGCGGUGCUGGCAGCCUCGGCCCAACCUGGAUCGAAGGGACACUUCACAAGCUUCAGGUGUGGCAUGAUGCUGGUAGCGUCAGGAAAGGUGCUCAAGAGCCGCCGCAGAAACGCCAGCGGACAGAAAGUGCCGUCUUUGCAAGUCGCGAACCGUAUGGCCGGCCGGCGCUGUUGCCUGAACGAACAUGCCCUCGCUACGACGGAUGGACCCUUGACAGAUUCGAGGACUACAUGAACGCGGAGGGCGGCAGGCCUCGGCCGGUUGUGUUCACCGACCUCAUGAGCCACUGGCCAGCACUGAAUGAGAAUCCAUGGAGGCGCCAGGACUAUCUCCUCUCGCGAACAUUCGGCGGCCGCCGCCUCGUGCCUGUCGAAGUCGGACGCAGCUACGUCGACGAAGGCUGGGGCCAGGAACUCAUCCAGUUCAAGCGCUUUCUCGAGAGAUACGUCGUCGACGCACCACCCGAGACGGAAGACGACGCCUCCUCGGAAGGCGCCGCCUUGUCAACGCGGCGGCGACCCGUGGGCUACCUAGCGCAGCACAACCUCUUCCACCAGAUCCCCCUUCUGCGCAACGACAUCCGCAUCCCCGAUUUCUGCUGGGCCGCGGUGCCCCGACAUCCCACCGACCCGGCCAAGGACCAGCCGCAGGUCGACGUGCCGCAGCUCAACGCGUGGUUCGGCCCGGCGCGCACCAUCACGCCGCUCCACACCGACGGCUACCAUAACCUGCUGUGCCAGGUCGUCGGCGCAAAGUACGUGCGUCUGUACCCGCCGUGGUGUAGCGCCGCGAUGCGGCCCCGCCCGCCCGAGCACGGCGUCGACAUGAGCAACACGAGCGCCGUGGACGUGGGCGUGCUCGAGGGAUGGGACGAGCCGCCGGAGGGGAUGGAUGAGGAGGCCAUCGAGGGCAUGGGGAGGGGGCUCGACGGUGUCGAGUGCUGGGAGUGUGUGCUCGAGCCGGGCGACACGCUGGUGAUUCCUAUCGGGUGGUGGCACUACGUAAGGAGCUUGAGCAUCAGUUUCAGCGUGAGCUUCUGGUGGAACUGA